Messenger RNA from Theobroma umbraticum, 3309 nucleotides. Its product is annotated as zinc finger (CCCH-type) family protein / RNA recognition motif (RRM)-containing protein. The record is from RefSeq and is a predicted model, not a curated record. Gene Ontology annotation, molecular function: metal ion binding; RNA binding. Gene Ontology annotation, cellular component: nucleus. NCBI's taxonomy places the organism in Eukaryota, Viridiplantae, Streptophyta, Magnoliopsida, Malvales, Malvaceae.
UCCAUCUCCUCCUCUCUCUUUUCUUUUUCUCUCAAAAUUCUCGUUUGUAACUUUUUUUGUUUUCUCACAGCUUUCUUCAAACCCUCCCAAAGUGCUCCCAUAAACCCCCUCCUUCCCUCUCUCUCCCUCUCUCACACACAAUCUCCUUUCCCCUGCACAGCCUUCUAAUCAAACUACCCCUCGAUUAUAACUAUAUUACCAUCCUGCCCCACCCUGCCUCCCCUUCUCUCCGACUUAUUCUUAUUCUCACUGCCCGAAAUACCCUCUGAAGCCUCUAAAUUACCUUCUCCCUCAUUUCCACGUCGGGCCGGAUUCAAUCCGGAAUCAAAUGAUAGCUCCGAGGACAUUGUUCCUUCGAUUCUUCUAGAAUAUUCUGUUUUCCGUCAAAUUGCUUCUCAAGUUGUUUGACUGCUUCAUUUGGUUAGAGUUUGGAACUUUGCAUGCUGUAAAGGAACACAGAAAUAUUAUUUAUUUCAAAACAAUCCAAUGGAGCUGAAAGUUGCAUCGCCUAAGCUUGGUGGUCCUUCUCCUCCUGAUUGUGUUAGUGAUCCUGAGGAGAAGGAAGUCAGCGAUGAGGAUGAUGAUGAUCGCAACCAUAAGCAUCGUAGGCGGGAGACACGCUCUCAAUCAUUAGAGACAGACUGUACAGAUCCAGUUUUUACAAGGCCAUACAGAAAGCGUAAUAAACCUUUGGAAAAUGGGCAUCCUUUCAGAGAAAAUGAAUCUCAAGCUGGUGAAACGUGGAAAAAUUAUAACAGUUUGCCUCUAGACAAAGACUUGACGUCUAAGUUUGAUAGAAGGCGCCCUGGAUUAGCAACACUUCCCCGAGGACAUUUGGAUCUGAACCAGAGAAUUAGGUCAAACCAAACAUUUAGCGGAGAUUCUGGUCCUGGUAGGGGAAGAGGAAGGGAUAGCUCUUCUUGGAAUCAGCGUGAUUCUAGGUUCAACUCAGUUGAUAUUGCUUCUCAGAUGGUUCAGCCUAGAUCUGUUGCUUCUGGUCUCUUUGCAGGAAGGGGAUUGUCAAAUGUUACAAAUGCACAAAGCCCAUCUUGGAGUGCCUUUGGGCUUAUGUCAGGAAUACCAAAUGGCGGCCUAGAUACACUGCAUCCUAUUGGUUUACAAGGGGCGCUCAGGCCACCUAUGAAUUCUUCAUUGAAUAUGGGUAUUCCUCGCCAAAGGUGUAGAGACUUUGAGGAGCGUGGAUUUUGUUUAAGAGGAGACAUGUGCCCAAUGGAGCAUGGUGUUAAUCGUAUUGUUGUUGAAGAUGUUCAGAGUCUGUCACAGUUUAACCUCCCUGUUACAGUUCCAAAUGCACAACUACUGGCAACACCUGGACCUGGACCACUACCUUCAGGUGUUCCUCCUUCAACCACUUCGAUGAACAGCAAGGGGAUACAUAGCAAAAGUAGCAAGACUGGAAUGGCUGAUGAUGUUUUAGGUUUGAAUGGUACAUAUACUGGUUCUACCGGUGCAAGUGGUGCUGAUUUAUAUGAUCCUGAUCAACCCUUGUGGAAUAACAAUGGCCCAGAAGCAUCCACUGCACUCUCAGGACUACAUUCACCCAAGCUUGAUGAAACCGAACCCUCGCUAAAUGAUGAUAUGUCUGAUCGUCAUCAUGGCAGAUUACGUGAUAGUGUUGAUAAUGAAUUGCCAAUUAGAGGCACUGGGUCACAGGGCACUAGUUUGUCCGUUUGGGGUAGAAUUGGUGGCUCAAGAAGUAGAAUAGACACAAAAGAGAAAAUCGAUCUCACAUCCUCAGACUAUCUUGAGAAUGAAACUAAGGAAGAGCAAGAAGCAUUUCCCAGCUCUCAAGGCACUUCCCGUCACACAAAGCGUAUCAGCACUGAGGAUGAUGGCUCCAAAGUUAUAGAUUCAUCAUUCAAGUCACAGACAGACGGUAUGCGUAAUAGCAGAAAACCAACUCAAAAGGCGCUUCGUACACUGUUUGUCAAUGGGAUUCCCCAGAAAAGCAACAAAAGAGAGUCUCUCCUUGCUCAUUUUCGUAAGUUUGGAGAGGUUGUUGACAUUUAUAUUCCAUUAAAUAGUGAACGGGCAUUUGUCCAGUUUUCUAGGAGGGAAGAGGCUGAAGCUGCUCUGAAGUCACCUGAUGCUGUAAUGGGUAACCGCUUUAUUAAGCUCUGGUGGGCUAAUCGGGAUAGCAUACCUGAUGAUGGUGUGAGCAGUGGCAGUGGCAUAUCAAUAACUCCACAUGGUCUAACAGCUUCUGCUAUUCCAGCGCAGACAUCAGUUGCUAAUAGAGGAAAGGAUAAUCUUCAACUUAUUCCUCAGAAGAGCAAUGUUGUCCAUGGUGCUGAUGUGCCUUCCCUGAAUUCCCCUAAGCCUGUCAGUGCGAAUGGUCCCAAGGUUCCACCUCCAUUGCAGAAAAAGUUAGAGACUCUGGAGCAGAUGAAAGAGGAACUACGCAAGAAGCAGGAAAUGCUGGAGCAGAAGCGAAAUGACUUCCGGCGCCAGUUGGACAAACUUGAGAAACAAUCUAGUGGAGUCAAGGGUGAUCUAUUGACUGAGCAAGCCGCUAAGAGGCAAAAGGUGGGAAUUGCAGCUGAUCCUGCAAAAGCUUCAACUCCAACGUCAUCUGAACCUGGUGCUUCUGCAGCAACACCAUGCACUAUAGGGAUGACAGAUAAGAACAAAUCAACAGAGAAUGUUGUGUCUCACAGUCCAAAAUCCAAUACCACUAUGGCAUUGCAGGAAGCUAUGAGCUCAAAGCUGCAGUCCCGUCCAUCAGCUCCUGCAGGGCAUCCAUUCCUGAUGAAUAGAUACAAAUUGGACAACCGGCCUACUGCUUUUAGAGUUCUUCCACCAUUGCCUUCUGGUCUUGCAGAUGUUCAUGUUUUGAAGGAGCACUUCUUACAAUACGGUGAUCUUUUUGCUGUGGAGCUAGAAGAAGUGGGAAAUGAUGGUGAUGGUUUGGGAACAGAGGCUUUUAAGAACUGCUCAGCUCUUUUAACUUACAGCACACGCCGGGCAGCAGAGAGGGCAUUUGUAAAUGGUAAAUGCUGGCAAGGCAGCAAUUUGCAGUUUACAUGGUUGACAUCUACUAGCAAUGACCCUAGUAGUAAAGAAACUUCAUCUUCCACACCCAAGGGGUCUUUAGAUGCUGACGUUCAGAGAGAAGAAAAAUUAGCAUGCAGCAUCUCCCACGAAGUUGUUGGUUCAGGUAAUGGGGAAUCCGAGAAUUCAGAAGGAAAGAGUUUUGUUGAGCAUAUGGAAUUGUUUGAAGAAGUUUCACAGCAUAGUCCAUCCUCAACAUCUAGUGAGAAAGAGUCGCACAAAGGUGAUGCUUGUUGA